This is a messenger RNA of Gambusia affinis (western mosquitofish), 7116 nucleotides long. It is a transcript of the gene dpy19l3, whose product is annotated as dpy-19 like C-mannosyltransferase 3. The coding region runs from base 629 to 2836 and encodes 735 amino acids. Gene Ontology annotation, molecular function: mannosyltransferase activity. The transcript is spliced from 18 exons. Lineage: Eukaryota; Metazoa; Chordata; Actinopteri; Cyprinodontiformes; Poeciliidae. The record is from RefSeq and is a predicted model, not a curated record. Gene Ontology annotation, cellular component: nuclear inner membrane.
GUACUGAAACACAGUGCCGCAGCCAGCAAAUAUUAAACACACGGGUAGGAUUGAGCAAGUUUUGGGAGAAAAAGGGGGAGAAAUUGGGACGAGCUAGUGAUAUAGGAGGACGCUGGUAGAACAGGGAGACACGGGGGGCUGCUGGAAUCGUCCUACCAGCCGCUCCUUUAGCCCAGAGGAGGGUGAGAAGGCUGGCAUGGACCGCUUGUAACCUAACGGAGACCGUUCCGCCGUCCGUCUGCAGCGCGAGCGCGCCUUUGUGUUAAAAAGCAGAAUGACUGUAAUGAGGCGCUAGCUGUGUGUCCGAGCGGCACAGCGGGACUUUAACCCUGCCUCAUCCUACUCUGUGUGUCAAUGACCGCAUCACCCAUGUGUCAGCUAACUGCUGACGAUAUGUGAGCAAACCCUUCGGUUUAAAGAUGGUAGAAAUGACCGUUAAUCUGGUCUCGAGCGGAUUUUGACAUUUCUCAAUCCGGCUGUAACGUGUUCAGGAACGAGCAGAAGGCCCGUCUAUCCCGGUGUUACAGCGGCGCUCAGCAUUGUUUACAUCCGCGCAUUAAAAAUUCAUCGUAUCUGCGUGGAUCUCCACACGCGCUCCCGCCGGUGUAAGGGAGGACAGUUUGGCAACAUGACGAGCCUGCGUCAGAGGAAAGGCAACAGGGGGAAGGAGGCGACUCCGGCUGCCGAAGUUCAGUCCCAGGAGUCCAACUGUUGCACCCAUCACCAUCCAGACAAGAUCCUGCAGGGCGAUUGGUCAUGGGGCGCUAUAAUCUGGACAUCGAUUGGUUGGUCUGUUUCUGUGGGUCUGGGCCUUCUGUGCUCCAUCUACGUGGCCACGCUGCAUGAGAACGACCUGUGGUUCUCCAACAUCAAGGAAGUGGAGAGGGAGAUCUCCUUCCGGACGGAAUGUGGACUCUACUAUUCGUACUACAAGCAAAUGUUGCAGGCUCCAUCCAUACAGGAAGGGCUGUCAGAACUGAUCCAUGACAACUUGACAGAAUCAAAGAGGACCAUCAAUCUCUUACAGCGGAUGAAUAUCUACCAAGAGGUGUUUCUCAGUGUUCUGUACAGACUGCUGCCCUUACAGGCGUAUCUGGAGCCCGUGUAUUUCUACAUUUACACAGUGUUCUCUCUCCAAGCCGUGUAUGUGAUCGCUCUGUACCUCACAGCAUGGCUCCUGGCUGGUUCCUGGCUGGCUGGGUUACUGACUGGAGUCUGGUACAUUCUUAAUAGGGUGGAUACCACUCGGGUGGAGUUCACCAUCUCCCUCAGGGAGAACUGGUCUUUGCCCUUCUUUGCCCUGCAGGUCACUGCUAUCACUUGCUACCUCAGGCCUCAGCUCAGCGCCUUGCAGCAGAAAGUGAUGGUGUGGCUGAUGUACGUGACCACAUGUUGCUUCUGUCUGACAUGGCAGUUCAACCAGUUCAUCCUGCUGGUUCAGGCUCUCAUUGUUUACAUCCUGGACAUCGUCGACCUCUUGACGACAACGCAGGUGACCACCCUGUACCUGGUUCAGGUGAGCGGUCUGCUGAGCGUUUGGCUGCUGCAGUUCUGUAACUCCAUGAUCCUGGGAUCGCUGGUGCUCAGCUUCAUUGUUGCAGCGCUCUUCAUCAGACACUGCCAGCCUGAUUUGAAGACUGGAGGCCUGCUGGUUCGUCUGGCCAAAGUUCUCCUCCACAGCAUCCUUGUUCUCCUGCUCGCCUUCAUCAUCAACUCCUUGACUAAGAAAGCUCUUCAGCUCAGAUCAGACGAGCAUAUUUUUAAAUUCAUCAAGUCAAAGUUUGCCUUGUGGCCAACGAGGGACUUUGAUGCCAGUCUGUAUCUGUGUGAGGAGGCCUUUGGGCUGCUGCCACUGGACACUCUGGAGCGCCUGGCUGGCACCCUGCUGCUGUACCCAUACGUCCCCACUGUCCUGCUGCUCAGUGGCAUGCUGGCAGUGGCAGUGCUGCACAACCUCAGGCCUAAAGGAGGCUGGGAGGAAGAGAAGAGAACAGCUGCAGGGGGACAUGUGGAUGCUUUCCGGCCAGAUGUGGCCUACAACCUGCUGCACUCUGUGCUCUAUGGUCUCCUGGCUUUCAGCACCAUGAGAAUGAAAUACAUUUGGACAGGCCACAUGUGUGCAGUCGCGGCGUAUGGUGUGUGUGGGACCGACCUGUGGGCUCUGCUUCUCAAAGCUCUCCGCUGCAACACUAAAGUUCUGCUGCGGUUUAUCAGAUAUGCAGUUCCAGUGCUGAUGAUUGGCUGGCUGUAUUAUAAGUUCUGGCCUAAGCUGAUGGAGGAGCUAUCAGAGCUGAGGGAGUUCUAUGAUCCAGACACAGUGGAGCUGAUGACCUGGAUUAGCACCAAGACCCCGAAGCAGGCCGUGUUUGCUGGAAGCAUGCAGCUCCUGGCCGGCAUCAAGCUGUGUACAGGCAGAGUUCUCACCAACCACCCACAUUAUGAAGAUAAAGACCUGCGGGAGCGGACCAGACAGGUGUAUCAGGUGUAUGCUCGGCGUUCCCCAGAGGAAGUGUACGACAUCCUGAGGGCGGUGGGGGCCGACUACGUGGUUCUGGAGAACAGCAUCUGCUACGAGCGGAGGCACCGGAGGGGCUGCAGACUGCGGGACCUGCUGGACCUGGCCAACGGACAUAUCAUGGACGGACCAGGUGAGAACGAGCCGGACCUCGUCCCCGCCUCCCACCCUCGCUUCUGCGAGGCCAUCAAGACGGACGAGGCGGCUUACAGCGCUCUGUUCACCAGGACAUUCCAGAACAAAACCUUCUACGUCUACAGGCUCAAGAAGAAACGUAAGAAAAGCGGCAAAGUGUCCCCCGAGUCCGGCGUGAAGCAGUAGUGGGACCAGAAAACACAGAACCAGAGGGACUGUACACAGCUGUGAUCGUGACUUUUGUUUUGAUGUUGCUUUGUUCUUCGCUAAGCUUAACUCCAUGAAGUGUGGCGUCAACGCAGCGGGCCAGUGAAGUCCAGCGUUGCACUUCUGUUAUUAGCGGAGACCUGAGGCAACUCUUAAAAAUGCUGCUGUUUGCUACUGAGAUCAUGUUUGUCUAAGAAAACAAAAAUUAUUAAAACAAAUGAAGAGUUUCUACGUGACCACAAUAGAGCCCUGAAAGUCAAAACAUCAGGGCAGUUAGGAUUUAUUUGAAGAUGGAUAGUUGAAGCGAUAUAAAAUAGAAGUAAAAAAACCGCAGGGUUUAACAAUUAGGUUUGUGGUAAUAGGAUAGAUUUGGCUACUUAUUCAGAAAUCUUUUGGUUUAUUAGUUUCUUGGUUUGUGGAUCUGAGAUUUUAGAUAUUUUCUAAGGCAGCAAAGUGUUUCCACCAAGAACUGAAUCAUUCCAGGCCGUUCUCUGCCUGCCACUCAUCUCAGAUGAUGUUGCCAUGUUCUACAAAGUGUCAAUGCUUACAUUAUGAAUCUCUGACUGUAUGAGCUGAAGUGUUUCUGAAUGUUUUUCACCAUAUCAGUUCAUCUAAGCAACCUGCCUCUGUACAGCAGACCUUCUCACACCUAACAUCAGCAAAAACAUCAACCAGCUCUGUGAAUUAUUUAUUUAUAGAGACUAAUCUCUAUCCUACUAAGUUUUGAGGACUUUUCAAGCUGCCAAUGUAUCAUGUAUAAACGCCUACCCCCUGUCACCUAGCAACAAUGACAUCCCUACUAUCUCAAGCUGGGAAAAUGUUUUUCCUCUUCAAUUAAGUUAUUAAAUUCAAUUUUUUUUAUUAUUUUUUAAUUUUUUUACAAAAUCAAAUGACAUGAACCUAACAAUACAAUCGCUUUAAUAUUUCAUAUUUUAAAUCACCAGAUUUUAAUAUACUUUCAUGUAAAACUCUACUCGGCUACUGCACUUCCACUUUAUCCACUUUGUUUCAAGAAUAAAAAUCUGUUUGGCCUGGGGAGAAAAAAAGAUACUCCAGACCCGUCCAUCAAAUUCAGGGUUAAAAGUAUAGAUUUGGAGGAGCCUUUGAAUUCAGACAGCCUUCAGCUGUACUGAAAGGGUUGGGGAUCACUGUUAUAAAGUAAAAAAACAAACACUUCUGUCAAUUUCCAACUUGCAAAAUAUCGACGGUACAACUGAACAAUGUUUUAUCACCACUUGUGUCAAAUUCACUCUUUAAAUAUGGAGACACUUCACUAAGCUCAGCCUCUGGCAGCCAAUCCAAGUAUCGAUUAAAAUAUUUCACUGCCAAAUUGGAAACUCUUAAAAACAGAUUUGACAUCUGAAGGUGAAAAUUCAGCAGCAGCAGCUAUAUUCACAGAUAUAAUAUGAUAUGGAAACAUAUAUCAAGGUUACAUGGAAACAUUUCUUAAGGUAAAAUCCACCAAAGUAUUUAUCUUUGGGUUGUUUUUUUUGUUGUUGUUGUUGUUUUUGGAUUGUUGAUAGUACAGUAGCACAAUUUUAUUUGAACAAAUUGCCUUCCAUUUAUUUUUAAUUGUUUUCUUUUUGUUCAGAAAGGGCAAUAUUGCCACAUUAAACACAUCAGUUUCAGCAACACAUUGCAACCGCUGUGACACUAAAAUAUUUUAAUGAUUAAAAUAUUCUUUCUUCCUUUCUGCUGGGAGAAAAAAAAACUGUGGCCAUGACUUAACCUCUUUGUUAAGAGUAACAACAAUAAGUUGUUUUCUAUGGGAACAACUUAUUUGUCAAAAAGGUAAACAUUGAGGAUAAUUAUUCUUUUUUUUUGGUCAGACAUCUGAGGUCAGAGCAGCUUCUUGAUAUCUGUGUCGCCUUUGUUGUUGUGAUUGCUGUCAUGUUUCUCUUUGUGACUCGUCAGCGGCAGCCUCAACCUUUCCACUGCCGUCACUCCUGCAUACAAACACGCAUGAAUAAUGGAAGCUGUGAGGAAAUUGCAGCAGGCUGACAACCGCACUGAUUCCUCCCCGCAAUUUCCAAGUAAUUCGGGGGUUUUGCCGGGGAAUGGCAACACUCUCAUAUGAAACCCAGGAGGAGGAAGAAGGUGGAAAAACAGACUUACGUUAAAGAAAAGUAGAGAAAUGAGAGCAGAUCACAACUCGGAUCCAUAAUGAUCUAAAGCCUUAUUUUCUAUAUCCUCGGCUUAAGGAAAGGCUCUGAUUGAAACAGAGAUGUAGAUGCCAGUCAGACAAGGCUCUGGUGUGUGUGUGUGGGGGUGUGUGUGUGUCUCCUCACACACCAGCUUUCCAGUAUUUGUUUGCAUGUUAAUAGGAACGUCGCUCUUUGAUAAUUUACACCCUCCUGCUUUUGAAAACGUGUCGUUCGUUAACUCCCGUCGUAAUGCAUACCAAUCGGCUUGUUCUCCGUCUGUCCUGCCUUCAUGCUGGAUGUUUAAUUAAGUAGAUGCCGGAUCACUUUAUUUGAGAGGAGAGUGAUUCCAUUAUGUUUGCUUAAUAGGAGUGUAGUAAUGUAAUAUUUUUCCAACACUAGUAAUUUCCAUACAUAUUGGGAUUGGUGGUUCUGCUGUCGACGCCUAUGGUGUUCUUUAACAGACAGGAUGAUUCCUGCUGGAGAACAACAGAGGAGCUCAAACAGUUUUCUGGCUGUUCGCUCCAGAAUCAGGUGUUGAAUGUGGAUUUGAAAAGAGCAACAAGGUCAAUGAGCUGCUGGAUGAUGAUGCUCAGCACAGCAGAAACUCAUGAAACACUAGAAUGUAUUUCUGAAAUGGCAAAUUUAAUUUUCAGCUGGAGUGUUUUGUUUUUUUUUCUGAAUGAUUUGGGAUGUGCUGCUGCUCCAGAAUUAAUUAUAUUCUGAGUUUGUUUUGAGCAUUAAACAAAGUUCACUGGUGAUGUUUUUAUGUAUGUAAACAUGAGUACAGAUACAUGCUGUCAGAUGUUUUAGCAUCUCAUUGGCCAACUUGAUCAGGGCUUUGCUAAGCUAUUUAUUCAGUUUAAACAAAACAUUUUCUUGUUUAAAUCAUAAAGGUUAAAGCCAACACAAAGUCAUGUAUAAUUCAGAGAUGGACUGAAAACAAAAUGGGUUUCAACAUUUUGCAAAGAAAAAUUUAACAUUUUAAUCCAGGUCACUCUUAAGAGAUUGGAUACAGAUUCUCAUACUGAUUUAUGUCUGGACUUUGACUAAGCCACUCUGUUUGAUUAGUGCUGGCUGCAUGUUUAGGGUCGUCAUGCUGAAAGGUCAAUUUAAACUGGAGCAGCACAAGCAAAUGUGGUGGAUUAGCAGAGCUUUCCAACAACUGACGGUGUGUCAGGAGAGGUUACUGUGGAAUGUUGUCUCUGCUGCCUAGCAUGUUACCCUGUUGAGCUGCUAGCAUGUUACCCUGUUGAGCUGCUAGCAUGUUACCCUGUUGAGCUGCUAGCAUGUUACCCUGUUGAGCUGCUAGCACGUUGCCCUGUUGAGCUGCUAGCAUGUUACCCUGUUGAGCUGCUAGCAUGUUACCCUCUUGAGCUGCUAGCAUGUUACCCUGUUGAGCUGCUAGCAUCUCAUGACAGUUGCUAGAUAGUCUUUAGUCAGAGGCUUCUUGGGAGUUGUUGAAAGACUGACUGCUACUGGAGAUCCUUCCUGUCCACAUCAUCACCAAAUAUCGAAUAUUUGAUGUGAGUUCUAACUUUUAAGUUUCCUUUGGGAUAAAUAAACCUUUUCUUUUAACUGAAUGACAAAAUGGCCACCAAAAUAUCUAUUUUUUUUACGCUGCAACACGACUUAUGUCGGAGUGUCACGUAGAAUGUAGAUAAAAUAAAUGAACUCUGUUAUAAAAGGCUUUGAAAAGAAUGGAUUCAUAAAUUUAUAAGGAGCUACAGAACUCUCCACCUUCAUUACAUUAUGUUUGGUAUUUUCCCUGUGAUGUGAUCAUGCAGUGUUGUGGCAAAUGUGAAAUUGUAAAAAGGAGCAUGUGUAAGACGUUGUUUUUUGUCUCUUGGACACAUUUAGUGCAAACACAUCCACCUGCAGGAAACUUUAAGGAAACAACUCCUCAGAAUGUAUGGACUGUAAUGACAACAUGGCGAAUGUUCAGUCCUGGAUCCACUCAGCUCUUAAAUAUGAAGCCAGUACUGCAGAAGUGGGUCAGUUGACUCUGCCAGUUCUCGUGCCAAACCCAUUGUUACAGGAGGAAUCUGUUAUUUUUUACAUCUUAUAUUAAACACAUCUAUGUUCCGAAAAACUUUGCUCAAUAAAAGUACUCUCCGC